AUGGCUGGUAUUGCAAUCUUGGGAGCUGGCAUAUUUGCCACCGAGGAACACCUGCCCGCGCUUGUGCUGAACAAGGCUAAUGUCAAAGCUGUUUACUCUCGCUCGAAGGCCACUGCAUCAACUCUUGUAUCGGAGGCAACGAAGCUUGGCGUCGCUAAUCUUGACCUUUACUCGGAAGACAAUCCUGGACACACGCUCGAUGAUUUGCUCAAACGUAGCGACAUUGAAGCGGUCGUCAUUGUCUUGCCGAUCUUGGUACAGCCAUCGAUUGUUCGACGCUGCUUAGCGGCCGGCAAGCAUGUGCUAUGUGAAAAGCCAAUUGCCAAAGAUGUGGCAACCGCCCGCGAGUUAAUCGACGACUACAAAACGUCAUACGCAGGCAGAGGACUCAUUUUCAACAUCGCGGAACAGUUUAGGUUUAUGCGCGAGUUUGAACGGGGCCGCGAGUGGAUAGUCGACGAGAAAGCCAUCGGCGAGAUUACCCAAGCGCAUCUCAGAAUUUGGCGGCAUCAGCCUCCCGAAGGGAAAUGGUAUGAAACUCCAUGGCGAAAAGUUCCCGAGUAUCAAGGCGGCUUUUUGCUUGAUGGCGGUGUGCACCAGACAGCCAUGCUUCGGUUCAUUUCAGGCCAAGAGGUUGUCGAGACGGCAGGAUUUGCCCGUCAGGUUUUGCCUCAUCUUCCACCUCUCGACACUCUCAAUGCUGGCAUUUUGCUUAGUGGUGGAGGAACUGGGACGAUAUCGAUGUCAUUUGCUUCGACGAGACGAGCUACUGAGCUUACGAUUGUUGGAUCAAAAGGAAGCCUUUACCUGACCGAUGGCCCUGACGGCUUCACAUUGUCUCUCGAUCUUGCUGCUGGAGAGAGUAGGACGGAGACUAUAAAAAGUAGAGGGGUGGAGCUUGAGAUCAAAGCCUUUCUGGAGGCUGUCAAGGUUGGGAAGCCAGAGAAGCGGGCUAGUCCGGAGGAAGCCCUGAAUGACUUGGCUAUCAUAGAGAGUAUGUGCUCAGGGGGAGGCAAAGUGCAAUUGUACUAG
Molecule: messenger RNA, 1032 nt
Organism: Trichoderma citrinoviride
Lineage: Eukaryota; Fungi; Ascomycota; Sordariomycetes; Hypocreales; Hypocreaceae
Product: NAD(P)-binding protein
Exons: 2
Coding region: 1-1032 (343 amino acids)
Biological process (GO): NADPH regeneration
Cellular component (GO): cytoplasm
Molecular function (GO): oxidoreductase activity; nucleotide binding
Source: RefSeq, a predicted model, not a curated record